AAGAAAAAAAACAGACAAUGAGGGCAUGACAAACACACACACAGGUGUGAUUGUGACACCUUGUGACAUGCUGAAUCAUGUUUUUUAUUGACAUGAUGUGGACUGCUUAUUCUAUUCACUCAAUGGGUAUGCUUCUUCUCUGGUCAAAACGUGUUGUGUGUGGGUGUGCCAUAUUCUGAUAGAUAGAUGCAUAGCCACAGGAAGUAGUUUGGGGGUGCCGAGAGUGUUCUGGGACUGCUAAUACAGAACAAGUAAAGGCCCAGCUUUUUUUUAUUUUUUUUUAUAUUUUCAGGGGUGCUGCAGAGGAUAGAUGCACACAUUCCCUCUAUUAAUGUAACAUAAUAAUUCCUUCUUACCAUAGCAAUGGCCCACUGCCAGUGGGCAAACAUUCGGGAGGAAGUGAGCUGAAUAGUUUAGAGCAGGGCUCUCCAACCCUGUUUCUAGAGAGCUACCAUCCUGUAGGGCGGUAGCUCUCUAGGAACAGGGUUGGAGUGAACACCUACAGGACGGUAGCUCUCUGGGAACAGGGUUGGAGUGAACACCUACAGGACGGUAGCUCUCUAGGAACAGAGUUGGAGUGAACACCUACAGGACGGUAGCUCGCUAGGAACAAGGCGGAAGCUCUAUAGGAACAGGGUUGGAGAACCCUGGUUUAGAGAACGUAUAAUAAGACGUCCAAGAACUCAAAACUCCGUUUUGACCUUACAAACAUGUCUGACUGUUUUGUCUGUUACGUAAGACGCGCAACGUCGACGUACGCGCCGGGUAACAGUCAAAUUUCGCGGGAGAUAUCUAAGCUAUGCUCUUUUGAAAGAACAAACUCCUCUCCAAAAGUAAACGUGCAUUUCAACAAAAUCGCAUUUUUGUCACGAAUACAAGGCCAAUAGAGGCAGCCAUGUUCUCUGAGGUAAGCGCCCCUCAGGAGGGUUCCUGUUCUCUUCUGUUGUGUCGUCCUGGCUCCGAGGACCAGGAGCCCUCCGUGUUUGACAGGGUCAAGCCGGCAUACUCACCCUGCUCUGAGCGUUUCAAGCUGGGGGAGCGCAGCUUCAACCGCCAGUAUGCGCACAUUUACGCCACACGACUCAUGCAGAUGAGCCCCCUGCUCACGGAGAGGGCCCAGCAGAAAUGGGGUGCAGGUGUACAGAUCAGGAAGUUAUGUGAUCUGCAGAUGGGUGAGCAGUGUUGCAUUGUGGGAACCCUGUUCAAGCACAUGGAACUGCAGCCAUCCAUUCUGAAGGAAAUCAGUGAGGAACACAAUCUGCUGCCCCAGCCUCCGCGCACGAGGUACAUCAGCGAAUCAGAUGAGUUGAUACUGGAGGAUGAGCUGCAGAGGAUCAAACUAGAGGGCAAUAUUGAUGUGGACAAGUUUGUCACAGGUAGUGUUAUUGCUAUUUAUGGUGCAGAAAAGAAUGAUGGGAAAUUCACAGUGGAUGAUUUCUGUACUGCUGACCUCCCCCCGCAGGCCCCCAGAACCACUCUCAGCUCAGACAGGUUUGUGCUGCUGUUGUCAGGUUUGGGUCUGGGCGGUAGUCAUGCAGACAGUAUGCUGGCUUUACAGCUGCUUGUUGACAUGGUAACGGGUCACCUAGGUGACCAGGGGGAGCAGAGUGGUGCAUCGACAAUCUCCAGGGUUCUACUGGCCGGGAACCUUCUGAGCCAAAGCACGCAGGACAAGGACGCAUCCACCAAGGCUAAAUACUUGACUAAGAAAACCCAGGCAGGCACUGUGGAUGCCAUGCGUCUGCUGGAUGAGAUGCUGAUGCAGCUGGUGUCGUCAGUUCCAGUGGAUGUGAUGCCGGGCCAGUAUGAUCCUACGAACUAUACCCUGCCCCAGCAGCCCCUACACCACUGUAUGUUCCCCCUCUCCUCCUCCUACCCCACCCUGCAGCUGGCCUCCAACCCACACCAGGCCACCCUGGACGGGGUGAGGAUCCUGGGGACGUCAGGGCAGAAUGUGAAAGACAUCCAGAAGUACAGCAGCAUGGACAGUCACUUGGAGAUACUGGAGAAUACACUGAGGCUUAGACACCUCGCCCCUACUGCACCUGACACACUGGGGUGUUAUCCAUUCUACCUGAAGGACCCUUUCAUCCUGGAGGAAUGUCCUCAUGUCUACUUCAGUGGCAACGCCCCCUCCUACCAGGCCAAACGCAUCACCGGUGCUGAAGGUCAAGAAGUCCUCCUGGUGGCUAUUCCAGAGUUCAGCAGCACUCAGACAGCCUGCCUGGUCAACCUCCGGACUCUGGAGUGUGAGCCAAUCCGCUUCUCUUCCUUCUCUGCUGGCGAUGAUGAGGAGAGUGAGAUGAACAUCAGCCACUGAAGGAGCAACACACACUCUUUGUCCUCAGCCCCUUCCCCUGGUCCUCAAAUGGAAUCAGGUUGUACACUAUCAAAAAUGUUUUUAAAGUGUCGGCUGAAGUCUCUCAUUGGUUUCUCUUGAUCAGCAAAGACAUGUCAUUAUAUAUAUAUAUAUAUAUAGUAAAUAUGGAGGAUCAAUGAUGCUGUGCAGUCAUCCCAGUACUGUUUGAGUAGAAGGAGACAUGUUGCUAAUGAAAGGUGUGUGUGGUGUGAAAAUA
Messenger RNA from Oncorhynchus masou masou (cherry salmon), 2576 nucleotides. RefSeq names its product polymerase (DNA directed), delta 2, regulatory subunit (gene pold2). The transcript is spliced from 11 exons. Bases 896 to 2320 code for a protein of 474 amino acids. Gene Ontology annotation, biological process: DNA strand elongation involved in DNA replication; DNA replication. Gene Ontology annotation, molecular function: DNA binding. The record is from RefSeq and is a predicted model, not a curated record. Lineage: Eukaryota; Metazoa; Chordata; Actinopteri; Salmoniformes; Salmonidae. Gene Ontology annotation, cellular component: delta DNA polymerase complex.